CAAAAGUCAUUUUUAUGUUCUAAUCUUUUCUCCUCUGAAACCUCCUCACCUAACAUGCCAAUCUCCAUUGAGCCACGUUUCCCCUUGGGGUCCUCCCCUUUGUCCACUUGGCAAGAAUCAUAUCCCAAUGCUGCAACUUCCUCAACUCAUCCCCUUGGUCAUUUUCCCACUACAAUCACGGCACCAUCCAAAACCACCUCCCUAUCAAGCCAAUCCAUCUCACCCUCAUGUUCCCCUUCUCUUUCUCAAACUCCACCCGACUCAACCGACUCACCCAUGACGAACUCACCGUCAUCGUCACCUACUACCUUACCAACCAAUUCUGCAAUACCCUCCCCUGCUCGUACAAGUAACUCCCCAUCUGAAUCCUCUUCCAAUGACUCACCACCCUCCAGUCCUGACAUCCAAAUAUCAGCCUUUACCUCAUCUUUUCCCUUUCACCCGAUACAACCACCCGCCCGAACCCAUCCCAUGGUCACUCAAUCUGAAAAUCAGAUUUUUAAACCAAAGCAACUCUACCUUGCCGAAAGCCCUUGUUCUGAAGUUGAGCCGACAUGUGUGAGUCAAGCUGUGAAAGAUCAUCAGUGGAGGUUGAAAAGAGGUAAAGAUGGACAAGUUGAACGUUAUAAAGUGAUGCUUGUGGCUAAAGGGUUCCAUCAACAACCGAGGACAAAUUACACUCAAACUUUUAGUCCAGUUAUAAAACCGACAACAAUACGAGCCAUUCUAUCCAUUGCCGUAAGUAGGGGUUGGAAAAUUCAUCAGUUAGAUAUCAACAAUGCAUUCCUUCAUGGCAAAGUUGAUGAACAAUUGUUUAUGCAACAACCAGCUGCGUUUAUUGAUCCUAAUCUUCCCCACCAUGUUUGUCGGCUACGAAAAUUCCUCUAUGGGCUUAAACAAGCCCCAAGAAUGUGGUUUCGAGAAUUGAAACAGUUUUUGCUUGCUCAUGGUCUCACUAAUUCAAGCAAUGCUACAGCUAUUGACCGUUUGAUAACUGCCAUGAGUUCCAAAUUUCCAAUGAAAAAUCUUGGCACCCAAUUGGGGGGUUUUGGCCUGAGGUUCACCGGAGGCGGGUUUUGGGGCCUUGUCGGCGGGUUUUGGGGCCUUGGCGGCAGUUGGUUUGGAAUUGUUUGGAUUCUUAAUCUUCUUCAUGAGCUUGGCAUCCCUCCGUCAACACCCCCUGUGCUUUACUGUGAUAACAUAGGGGCAGCUUAUCUCAGCAGCAAUCUAGUCAUGCAUUCGCGCAUGAAACACAUUGCUAUUGACUUGCACUUUGUUCGUGACUUAGUUGACCACAAAUUUCUUCGAGUUUCUCAUAUCUCUUCUAAAGAUCAGUUAGCUAAUGGACUUACCAAGCCAUUAUCCAGCACUCGCUUUACUUAUUUGAGAUCCAAGAUUGGAAUUGCAGACAGCUCCUCCAUCUUGCGGGGGCGUGUUAAGGAAAAGAUCUAAAGAGAUCUCCUCAAUCUCUUCAUGAGCAAGUCAAUCUUUGAUUUAGUGUAUAAUAUAUUAUGUUUCCUUUUGUAAUAGGGUUAUUAUUAGACUUCUACUUGUGCGCCUGUACAUAAGUGUUGCAUACACAUGAAUGAAAUUAAAUCAUUCCU
Rubroshorea leprosula is the source of this 1604-nucleotide messenger RNA. The record is from the annotation of a GenBank genome assembly. NCBI's taxonomy places the organism in Eukaryota, Viridiplantae, Streptophyta, Magnoliopsida, Malvales, Dipterocarpaceae.